CUUUGGUGGAGAAGCGUGUGGCUACAGCGGUGUGUCAGGGAGAAAAGUUGCUGAUUCAAUCUGCGGGAAUUGCGAGCUCUACAGCUGAGUCAGAAUGGACUCCUCUUUGAGUGCUGCUCAGAUCCGCGAGAAGUUCAUCGACUUCUUCCGUCGCUAUGAGCACAAGUACGUCCACUCGUCUGCGGUUGUCCCGCUGGACGACCCCACGCUGCUUUUCGCCAACGCUGGCAUGAACCAGUUCAAGCCCAUCUUCCUCAACACCAUCGACCCGUCCCACCCCAUGGCCAGGCUGCUUCGUGCCGCCAACACCCAAAAGUGUAUCCGUGCAGGAGGCAAGCACAACGACCUGGACGAUGUGGGUAAAGACGUCUACCACCACACCUUCUUCGAGAUGCUGGGGUCCUGGUCCUUUGGGGACUACUUUAAGCACCUGGCCUGUAAGCUGGCCUUGGAGCUGCUGACCCAGGAGUUCGGUAUUUCCAUAGACCGCCUCUAUGUCACCUACUUCGGGGGUCACGCUGACGCAGGGCUGGAGCCGGACCUGGAGUGCAAACAGAUCUGGACCGACCUGGGGGUGGACGAGGCUCGCAUCCUGCCAGGCAGUAUGAAGGAUAACUUCUGGGAGAUGGGAGACACCGGUCCCUGCGGUCCCUGCAGUGAGAUCCACUUUGACCGCAUCGGAGGGAGGGACGCCUCACACCUGGUGAACAUGGACGAUCCCAAUGUGCUGGAGAUCUGGAACCUGGUGUUCAUUCAGUUCAACAGAGAGUCAGAGACCGAGCUGAAGCCCCUGCCUCAGAAGAGCAUCGACACGGGGAUGGGCCUGGAGCGCCUCGUGUCCAUACUGCAGGGCAAGAUGUCCAACUAUGACACCGACCUCUUCGUGCCGUACUUUGAAGCCAUUCAGAAGGGUACAGGUGCUCGACCGUACACCGGUAAAGUAGGUGCCGAAGAUACUGACGGCAUUGACAUGGCCUACCGCGUGCUGGCCGACCACGCCCGCACCAUCACCAUCGCCCUGUCGGAUGGCGGCCGGCCUGACAACACAGGACGAGGCUAUGUGUUACGGAGGAUCCUGCGCCGCGCAGUGCGUUACUCUCACGACAAGCUGGGAGCUCAGAGAGGCUUCUUUGCCACUCUGGUGGAUGUGGUGGUUGAUUCACUGGGCAAUGCCUUCCCGGAGCUGAAGAAAGACCCAGAGAUGGUGAAGGACAUUAUUAUUGAGGAGGAGGAUCAGUUCCUCAAGACCCUCAGCAGGGGACGCCGUAUCCUAGACCGGAAGAUCAUGAGCCUGGGAGACAUCAAGACCCUUCCAGGUGACACAGCAUGGCUGUUGUAUGACACAUACGGCUUCCCCCUGGACCUGACCUCCCUCAUCGCAGAGGAGAAAGGCAUGGUGGUGGACAUCGCUGCCUUUGAAGAGGAGAAGAAGGCAGCACAGUUAAAGUCCCAGGGCAAGGGGGCAGGAAACGUCGACCACAUCAUGUUGGACAUCUACGCCAUCGAGGAGCUGAGAAACAAGAACAUCCCCCCAACAGAUGACUCUUCCAAAUACAAAUACACCUCCGAGGCAAACGGCAGCUACAAGUUUGAGCAGCCCACAUCCACGGUGCUCGCCCUGCGCUGCGACCGCGCCUUCUGCGACAGCGUGACCACGGGUCAGGAGUGCGGCGUGCUGCUCGACCAGACCUCCUUCUAUGCCGAGCAGGGCGGGCAGACAUUCGACGAGGGCUACAUGGUUCGAGAGGAAGACGGCACAGGGGACCGGAUGGAGUUCACGGUGAAGAACACGCAGGUUCGAGGAGGUUACGUUCUCCAUCUGGGGACGGUCUAUGGCGUCCUGAAGGUCGGAGACCGCAUUACGCUCCGCGUAGAUGAGGCUCGUCGCCGGCCCAUCAUGAGCAACCACACCGCCACACACAUCUUGAACUUCGCCCUGCGGGGGGUGUUGGGGGAGGCAGACCAGAGGGGCUCCCUGGUGGCACCCGACCGCCUGCGAUUUGACUUCACCGCCAAAGGUGCCCUGAGCACGGGGGAGGUCCGUCGCACUGAGGAGAUCGCUUGUGCCAUGAUAAAAGAAGCCAAGCCGGUGUACGCCAUGGACGCCCCACUAGCAAAAGCCAAGGCCAUCCAGGGCCUGCGUGCCGUGUUUGAUGAGACCUACCCCGACCCCGUCCGAGUCGUGUCCAUCGGUAUCCCCGUUGAGGAGCUGCUGGAGAAGCCCGACAGCACCGCUGGUUCUCUCACCUCCAUCGAGUUUUGCGGGGGAACACAUCUGCAGAACUCGAGUCACGCCGCUCCGUUUGUCAUCGUCUCGGAGGAGGCCAUCGCUAAGGGCAUCCGCCGCAUUGUUGCUGUGACAGGAACAGAGGCCCAGAAGGCCCAGAGGAAGGCCGAUUCCCUGCUCCAGUCUUUGUCCGGACUGGGAGACGAGGUGAAGCAGCAGACAGCCCCGAACAAGGACGUUCAGAAAGACAUCGCCGACAUGACGGAGUUGAUAGGCACAGUAGUGAUCUCCCAGUGGAAGAAGGACGAGAUGAGGGAAUCCCUAAAGGGCCUGAAGAAGACCAUGGACGACUUGGACCGCAACUUCAAGGCUGACAUCCAGAAGAGAGUCUUGGAAAAGACCAAGGAGGUGAUAGAAAGCAGCCCGAACCAAGCGCUGCUGGUCAUGGAGAUGGAGACCGGCGCGUCCGCAAAGGCACUCAACGAGUCACUGAAGAUGCUGAAGUCGCAGUCUCCUCAGACCGCUGCCAUGCUCUUCAGCGUAGACCCAGACGCCGGCAAGAUUACCUGCCUUUGCCAAGUCCCACAGGAUGUGGCCAACCGUGGUCUAAAGGCCAGCGAGUGGGUUCAAGAGCUGUGCCCCCUGCUGGAUGGCAAAGGAGGCGGCAAGGACAUGUCUGCCCAGGCCACGGGCAAGAACACUCGGUGCCUGCAGGAGGCGCUGCAGAUGGCCAACCAGUUUGCACAGCUUAAACUGGGCGAGAACUAAGAGCAGAGAGAUGUCUUGUGUGUGUGAGGAGGAAGAGAGGGUUGCGAACAUGGGUUGGGUCGCAAAGUGGGGAAAAAAGUAAUAAAAGUCUUGGGUCUUGAUUGAGUUAGAAAUCACAGAAUAUCCUCCUCUCCUUUCCCCCUUGGGUCACAAGAGAUGAGAAAAAGAAGAACAAAAAUCUCCCGGGUUUCUUGCUCACUAUGUUGACGGACGACACUGCUAGCAGUAACCGAGCCACUCCUUUAUUAACACUAUGAUUUAUCUCUGUGGUUUCUUUGGUAUAAAGCAAGAUUCUCUAAUGCAGUUAAGUGGAAGAGGGCAGCAGAUCCUUUGAGUCUCGUUUCAGUGUCUCCGCUGCCCUAUUGCAUGCUUGUGACAGAAAAACAGAUUGAUUUGAGCCUCCGGCGAGUACUGCACAGCUCAGAUGAAGCGACUACGACUGAUGCUCCGUCCAUCAAGUGAGCCAGAGUUCUCCUGUGAUUGGUUGGACUUGAGUCUAACACACACUAGAUGUAUCAUGUCUUGCUUUUCAAAUAACAAGCCAUCAUCUUUCAUGCAAUUAGUUGACUGUUUUGAUUUAGUAAAAAAAAAAGGGAAUUCAUCAACCGUAUAAAAAAUGCUCAUGGACAUGUCCAAUAAUUAAUCUGUCGAACUUGAUUUGCUAACACUUAAUAUUAAUUUAAUGUCGAAAAUGUCUUUUUUUUUACCAUUGUAGCUGUUUCAUGUCAGAUGUGUUGCGUUAUGAGGCCGGAAUAAAGACUGCUUGCUUCUUUUAAACGUGUGUGAUAUGCAUACCUGCAAACUUGUCACCUUUCGGUGAAAUUCACCGUUUUGAACUCAAAAUAGGUCAUCCACGUGAAUCGUGGAGAUCCGAAGAGUUUUUGUUUUUGGGGGGGGUCACCUGGCCCGCUGCCGUUGAGAUUGCAGUGAGACGCGGAGAAAAGUGUGAAGUGUUGCUCUUCGCAAUAAAACAUCUUUGAUGGGACGUGUCGCGUUUCGGCCAAUCAGCGUUCAGAUGUCUUCAGCGUUUGGGGGUUCAGGUUAGCUUGAAUGUCAGCCCGCUACAUCUACUGCUGUCACGCUGCACGGUGUAGCGAUGCUAACAAAGUACCCGUACGUUAAACACGAUGUGAUUUAGCAUAUUUUUAGUAUCGAUACUUCAUUAAGAGAGCGAUCAGAGCGCACGCGCUGCUCCGUGUCGAGCUGUCUGCGCACACUGCGCUGCGCAGCUCACAGCGAGAAAAGUGGCGCAGCUUUAGAGACUUCGGCUUAAAAAAUAAAAAGAUGCCAGAAGUGAAAUGUUUCAGUCUGUAAAGUUCUGUAACUCUCCAGCUGCUCAUCCUGAUGAACUGUGGAUCAUCUGGUCAGAGACUAACGGCCUCAUAGUGUAUAAUCAAUGCUAUGAUGGAACCAUGUAGUUUCAAUCAUAACUGGCUGUAUUAAUACUAAUAUUACUGUCAUUUGUUAAGUGUUGAAAAAGUUGGUAAAAAGUGAACCAUACAGAUGUUUUAUUUAUUACUAUUAUAGAUAAGUAUACCAGUCUCGUAAUUAUAGUACCAUAUUGUUUGUAUGGUGUAUUGAAUUCUGGUAUCGGGUAUCAUGAUAUUUAUGGCAGGUAUGUAAUAUGUAUAGAAGUUAUAAUAUGAGUAUCGUGACAAACAGGUAGAGACAGAACAGAUUCAGGGAGAAGUCCAUGAGGACUGUUAAGGCAAAAAAAAAAGGAAGUUGGUUCAUGAAUGACUUUAACCAUAUUAUAUAUAAUGACAAUGUAUAUUUGUUAUUACUAUCAUUAUAGGGCUGAGUCAGAGCGGAGAACAUUUUGUUCUUAAACUGUUUAUCAUUAUUUAGAUUUGUGGUCAGAACAAUAAAAUGACUAGUUGUGGUUCUAAAAGCUUUGAGGCUUCAAACAACGUGGAUGUGGUGUGGUGACAACAAAACAAAAAGUCACCUGCACCCCCGUUGUCACCUUUUUCACCCCUCAUGAGUUUGCAGGUAUGGAUAUGUUUGUAUUUAUGAUUCACUUCAAGGAGGAAAGUAGGAACUGGUUGGACUGAUCUUUUAAUGUAUUCAUAUUGUAGAAGUGUAUGUUAUUACUACUGUUGCUUUAAAGAGUGGAUAUUGUU
Molecule: messenger RNA, 5118 nt
Organism: Pseudoliparis swirei
Lineage: Eukaryota; Metazoa; Chordata; Actinopteri; Perciformes; Liparidae
Gene: aars1
Product: alanyl-tRNA synthetase 1
Exons: 20
Coding region: 95-2995 (966 amino acids)
Biological process (GO): tRNA modification; alanyl-tRNA aminoacylation
Cellular component (GO): mitochondrion; cytoplasm
Molecular function (GO): ATP binding; alanine-tRNA ligase activity; nucleic acid binding
Source: RefSeq, a predicted model, not a curated record